Caenorhabditis auriculariae is the source of this 3773-nucleotide messenger RNA. Lineage: Eukaryota; Metazoa; Nematoda; Chromadorea; Rhabditida; Rhabditidae. The record is from the annotation of a GenBank genome assembly.
AUGACUGUGUGGUGCCAAAUCUGUCGGAAAACUGCCGCCUGUGAUUUGAGCGUACAGGUAAUGCCGUGUUCAAAGUAGUUUCGGCGAUUUCAAAAUAGACGCGUUAUUCGUUUAAAAUGAUUUCGGGAAAUAGGCAGAAUUGGUAUUCCGGGAAGGGGCACAAAAAGUCAGUCCUACAACGAUAUAUCGUUGGAUACGUAUUUUUACGGUGAGUUUUACGCGCGAAUUUGAAAUUCCAGUAGAAAAUGUCCAACUCCAAAAUUUUGAGUUCCCGCGCAGAAGUUACAGUAAAAAGGCAUAUAACGAUAUAUCGUUGUAGGACCCACAAGCGCCUUCCCGGAAUACCAAUUCUGCGUAUUUCCCGAAAUCAUUUUAAAAGAAUAACGCGUUAAUUUUGAAAUCGCCGAAAUUACUUUGAACACGGCAUAAAUUGUUUUUUUCCGCUGAAGAAUGUUCAUUAGUUGGUUCAGUUGAUCCCUUGUCUCCAUACGUUCUGUCUAGCAUGUCUAAACGAUUAUUCCAAAAGCUCCAAGGUCGGUGAGAAGGAAAAACAAGAUUUGAUUUCUUAUUCAAGAUUUGUCCUUCUUCGCACUGCUAUUCGCCUAUUCAGGUGCCGGAGCUCUACAUAAACAUAUGUGAGGUUGGUAUCAAUUAAAAAUGGGAAUGAGAUGUGAGAGAAUAUCGCGAAUUCUAGUAAAGUUAUGUUGCUCUGGCACAUCUCUGAAACAAAACAUUACAUUUUAAGUUUUAUAGCUGCAAAAAAUGUUGCGCUCAACCGAUAACGCCCUUUGCAAAGCAUAUAUUCAAGAGUCUGCGUCAGGCCGGGAGGCCCGGGCUUCGGGUCUUCAAUAAAAAAAAAAGCCUGCUCGGGCCAGGCCGGGCUUUGAGAAAAUCUUUUAUUUCAUUAAAAAAAUGUUCACAGAAAAACUUUUUUACAUGUAAUUCAACAUGUAUGUUGAAUCAUAGUUUCUAAUAACUCAAUGAGGAAAAAUUUAAAAAAACGACACUUUUCUCAUUAAAAAGGCGAAAAAUUCGACAUGAAGAAAAUUCGAGCGUUUUGGGCCGGGCCGGCCACUUUUGCUUGAGGCCCUCUAAGGCCGGACCGGGCCGGGCUGGAACAUAGCUGGAAGCCGAUAGGCUGACGGGCCGGUCCUCUCACAAGCCUGCAUAUAUUAAAUUAUUAAUAAUAUUUUGUUUUUUUUUUUUUGAACGGUUUUUGUGAAAUUGGAAUUUUACUUUGAUGAUUAAAAGAGAAAACUAGAAAAAGAGAAAUUUUCGGAAAAAAAGUACCCUAUAACAAUUUUUUUGCCAAUAAUACAAAAAAAAUUUUCGAUUAAAGUUGUACAUAAUUUCAAAAAAAUGAACUUUGCGAACAGGUGGUAAAAAUUUUUUUGCAGCUCAUUUUUCGUGAGAUUGUUUUUUUCGCUGCCUUUUUCUCAAAUUAUCGAUUUUUUUAUUCGAUUUUAAGUGAAAUAUCGCUUCUCCUGAUAAGCAGAGAUUAUCAAGCCCAUUAAAACUUCUCUCUCAAUGAAUCCUAUUCUGAAUUAGGUCAAAAACUUUCGUUGUUUUAAAAUGCUCAAACAUGGGUUUUCUCCGGAUAAAAGCCUUUCUUUUCGUAUUCUACUAUAGCGAUCACUUAAGUAUUAGGAAAUAAUAUCAGUAAACUUUGGCUUCCAGGGGGAGAGAUGUGUUAAGAAGAUUGCAUUGAACGCCGAAGUGUUGAGGACGCCUUGCCAGCACGACAUCUGCCAGUACUGCUACGACCAAGCCUCUCGCAGGUUUUCAAAGGUCCCCUGCAGGAAAACCUGAGAUUUCAGAGAUAAAAUCCUGUGUCCAGCGCCGGGAUGCGCAGAGCCGCUGACAGAGGACGAUGAAAAUGUGUGCGAUGGCUGCAAAUUGCCUCUGGUCGCCGACAAAAGCGUCGUCCUGCCGUGCUGCCUGGUUUUCGAAAAGAUUGUGCCAAUUCUCAAUUAUCUGUUUCAGUCUAGAAUGUGCAGAGAUUGCGCAAAAAAGACUACCAACGGAAAAGAGACUUGUGAGCCUGGAAAAUGCGUUUUCCGAGAACGAGGAGGCAAGAAGAAAAAAGUUGCUGAAACGGUAUAGUCUAAAAAACGAAAAGAAAUAGAAAAUAUACUCAGACUGGGGAAAAAAUUGCAUUAUAGUCACGCUGAGAUGUAAGUGAGCGUCUCAGUUUUUGGCGUGACUUCAUAGUCAUAUAUUCAAUUACACAGACAAAGUCCAAACAACCUCAAAAAGGCCCCAAAAAGAAGAGCCUGAAGCUCCUUUUUGAGUUCCUAAAAAGGUGUCAAAAGUUUCUCGGAAUCUCCCUUUUCCACCUUUUUCGCGCCUUAUUUUUUUUAGACUCCUUAAAAGGUCCUUUUCAGAAAAAAAGAUCUAGAAUGAAGGCCCCUUUGAGGCCUUUUGAAGGCCUUUUUUCCAAAAGUCCUUUUUGAGACCUUUUGGACUGUGCCCGUUUAUGUGGGAACUCAAAAAUUUUAUUAGGCUCCUCAAAUCAAAGUUCCAGCCACCUUACGUUCUCCUUGCCAACUCCAUGAGUUGGAGCAAGUUAAAAUAAAAACUUGAAUUUAUAGAUAGAAAAGACUUAUUUUUUAAGCAAUCAAAGUCUUGGAAGAAUAAAACCAGCUCAAAAAUUUUAGCAUCUAUUUUCAAUGUUUCAUUGAAUAGAAAACAACAUAAUUCAUACCAGACCAAGUCGACAUGCAUGAGUCAGCCAGGCUGCGAAGGCGAGGUCUUAAGGAACUUCCCGUCGGAAGGCGAAUGCGAACACGAAGUCUGUCUGGGCUGUGUCGCCAAAAUGGUCGACGGCUGUGCUCAGUCAGGUGCAGUCUCCACACCCACGUCGCAAGGAGCAUGAUCUCAGGAAAACCUCCCAAUUGCCCCAACAAGGGCUGCCAGCUGCCGUACCGUUGCGAGUCGGUCUUGGCCUUGCGAGCGUUGUUUCCUGAAAAGAAGUCCUAUUUCGCCAAGUUCGCUCUCGAUGUUCACUUUUCGAUGCAAGCACUCAAAGACGAGGCCAUCAUGGUUCGAGAUUUCCAGCCCUUCUGAUUUUUUUCGGCGUUUUACAGCACAUCGAUGCCACAAACGCCCCCAGCUCGGUUCAGCAUUUUCAGAUCAAGGUAGUUUUUCAGUAUUCCUCUCCGCAAGAUGAUUUCAGACGUGUCAAUGCGAAGAUGAGGAGAAUACGCUGACUCUCGACUUCAUCCGCAGCGGCACUUUGGGCGAUUUGAUUCGCGAGAUCCGACGUGUCUUGCGCAUCAUGGCAACCGACAAGGUUGAUGCUCACAUUCAUUUAAUUAAUUUCGUUUCAAACGUUAAGUUCGACAAAAAUGUUUUGAUUACUAACAAGAGAACGUUUUUUGGACGCUGGUUGAACUUUUGAUUAAACUCGACUGAAGGGCAUUUAGGAUUUCCUCAUUGCGAAAAUAAAUUACAACAUAUUUUGUUUUCGAGCAAUGAGAUUUUAAAUUCUCGGAAAAGGAGCUAUUGCGAGAGACUUUUUUAGAAAUUCAGAACUCUUAGUCACCUUAUAUAUCAUUUGGUAAACUUAGCGAUCUAUGUAAAUGCUCUCAGAUCGCGUUCAAAAAUAUUUUUUAAUUAAAAAAGGCAUUUAAUAUAUUUUUUGACGGUUUCAGAUAUACGGUUACUACCGGAGAGAUGACAAAGAUGAAAAAAAACUGGAAGUUUCGCAAAAAACCAUUCAUUCUACGAUGGAUCAGCUUAAUAUCAGAGAAGUUCCUUUUCUGCUACAUUGA